Messenger RNA from Canariomyces notabilis, 1893 nucleotides. Its product is annotated as MFS general substrate transporter. The coding region runs from base 134 to 1627 and encodes 497 amino acids. The record is from RefSeq and is a predicted model, not a curated record. Gene Ontology annotation, cellular component: membrane. Lineage: Eukaryota; Fungi; Ascomycota; Sordariomycetes; Sordariales; Chaetomiaceae. Gene Ontology annotation, biological process: transmembrane transport. Gene Ontology annotation, molecular function: transmembrane transporter activity. The transcript has 8 exons.
GUCUGGGGAACGGUGACACUCUCGGUGCAAUCCUCCAGUGACGCAUUGGAGGGAUAUACCACACGUUUACGUUUAUAACCAGAGACAACAACCUAAAGCAAGGACCAACAUCAAGGACCAUAACGGGGGAAAAAUGGCGUCCUCCUCCCAGGAAAAGAUGCCCGUCGAGGCAUUAGAGACGGUCGAGUCGGCCAGAGUCUCGGGCGCCGACGCCAAAUCAGCGGCACACCAGUCCCCCGACGACUUUGGAUAUACGCCGGCCGAGCAGAGAAAGAUCAUCCACCGUGUCGACCGCCGCCUGGUGCUGACGGUCGGCGCCAUGUAUUGCAUCAGCCUGAUGGACCGGACCAACCUCGGCGCGGCCAACAUUGCGGGCAUGAAGACGGAAUUGGUGCUGAUCGAUAGUCGAUAUGGCAUCAUCUCGCUCGUCUUCUUCAUCACCUAUGUCCUCUUCCAGCCCCCCUCCACAGUCAUUGUACGCAAGAUCGGGCCCAGGAUCCAUCUCGCUGCCAUCACCGUACUCUGGGGCGCCGUUAUGAUCGGCAUGGGCUUCGUUAAUCGCUGGGAGGAUAUGGCGGGUAUGCGGGUUGUUUUGGGUGUGUUGGAGGCUGGCUUCUUCCCGAGCUGCGUCUACUUGCUCAGCACAUGGUAUACGAGAUAUGAGGUCGGCAAGCGAAACUCGGUCUUUUACCUGGUCGGGUGUUGUGCCUCUGCGUUUGCUGGUAUCUUGGCCUACGGAAUCAUGCAAAUGGCCGGCCUAGCCGGGCUCAGUGGCUGGCGUUGGAUCUUCAUCAUCGAAGGCAUCAUCACGAUACUGCUUGGUAUCGCCGGCUACUGGCUGCUUGUCGACUUUCCCGACUCGAAGCGCCACACCUGGGGGUUCCUUAACCAAAAGGAGCGGGACUGGAUCUGCGCGCGUGUCAACCUCGACCGCGGCGACGUGAAACCGCAACCGUUCUCACUGAAAAAGUACCUGCGCCCCGGGCUGGACCUCAAGACAUGGGUUUUUGCCAUGAUCUUCUUCAACACCACAACCGUGACAUACGCGCUCGCCUAUUUCCUGCCCAUCAUUCUUAUGCAGAACAUGGGCUUCGACGUGGGGCAGGCGCAGUGCCUCAUCGCGCCCCCCUACGCCUUUGCGGGCAUCAUCAUCUACGGCACGGGCUGGAUAGGCGAUAAAUACCGCCUGCGGGGCCCCAUCAUUGUCUUCAAUGCCCUGCUCUGCCUCAUCGGCCUGCCCAUCAUGGGCUUCCACGCCAACGCCGGCGUCAGGUACUUUGGCGUCUUCCUCGUUACGGCCGGGGCCAACGCCAACGUUCCCGCCGCCAUGUCGUACCAGGCGAACAACAUCCGCGGCCAGUGGAAGCGCGCGUUUUGCAGUGCUACGUUUGUGUCGUUUGGUGGUAUUGGUGGGAUUGCUGGUAGCUUGGUUUUCAGAGAUCAGGAUGCGCCAACUUAUAGGCCGGGACUGUACGCCUGUAUCGCGUCCACGCUGUUGACGCUGCUUCUUGUGGGCGGAUUGAGCGUGUAUUUCUACUUCGCUAACAGGAAGGCCGACCGGGGUGAGAAGGAGCUUGAGUGUGACUUGGACGACAACUAUGAGCCCGGGUUCCGCUAUACAUAUUAGGGGGCUGGUUGCUGUCAAGGGGCAGACGUACCAAUGAUAUAUGAGCAUUAUGUUAUGAUUUACCAUCCGGCACGAUCCGAGUGGGCCUGUAGCGACCGGUUGGAAAAUAUACCCAACAUCAAUGUCCCGCGUGCGCUUCCGUCUUCAAUCUGGAGCCCUGCUGGCAGACAUAGCCGGCGGGUAAUGGGAUCUACUACUGCUACUGCUCUGGCUAAAUGAAGCUACCAGGUGCUGAGCUCUCCUGCAGCAACAUGCACCAAUUAAUG